AAUUAUAUGUUUUGAAAACAGGAAUUGCAUUUUUCAUUUUAAUAUUUAAAAUAGGUUACAUUAUUAUCUUUUAGACCAGGCUUGAAUUAAAAAAAACUUAAGUCAUAAAUAUUAAUAUUUUGUAUUAAUCACAGUAAUUUUAUAAAUCUAAUUCGAGUAUAUGCCUAACGGCCGGCGUCAUUCAUGCCUUUGGGUAGUGCCAGAAGAGAAUUUAUCAAAUCGCCAUUGCGUUUCCAUGUUUUGUACUUCGUGUCUACAAGUGCAUUUGUUUCGAUCACCAUUCGACGACCCAAGAUGUCAUCUCUGUAUGCAUUGAUCAUUGAGUGAAUGUGCCGAAUGUACUUAUCAUUUUCCAUUGAGGGUAUCAUUUCAGCUAAUUCUUCCUCUCCGUAUGAUUCAAUGUCAGGUUCCCCAGCAUAAUCAUUGGCAAAGACUUCAUUCGUGAUUACCAGUGUCAGGAAAAGGAAAACCACUCGUCGAACCAGGUUAACCAUUGUGUGUCACAACAAACAGCUCUAAGCGCAUUCAGACGUUUGUGUGUAAUACAGAAUGCA
Molecule: messenger RNA, 554 nt
Organism: Spodoptera exigua (beet armyworm)
Lineage: Eukaryota; Metazoa; Arthropoda; Insecta; Lepidoptera; Noctuidae
Source: the annotation of a GenBank genome assembly